Molecule: messenger RNA, 982 nt
Organism: Coniophora puteana RWD-64-598 SS2
Lineage: Eukaryota; Fungi; Basidiomycota; Agaricomycetes; Boletales; Coniophoraceae
Exons: 1
Coding region: 14-982 (322 amino acids)
Source: RefSeq, a predicted model, not a curated record
GUGGGCGCAGGAGAUGGGCGGCGAUGAGGGCGACAAGGGCGAGGGUGAGGGGGAGGAGGAUAAGAGGGGCGAGCGCGAGGAUGAGUGCGACGAGGAGGAGGAGGAUAGAAGGCUGAGGAUGGAGGACGGAGAGGCGCAGGAAGUGGCCAAUGAGUUGGAGGAGUCUGAGGAUCAGAGGGACGGCGAGAACGGCGAGGAGCAGCAGUGGACCCCAAAUCGCGCGACGCAGGUCGGUGACGCUGACAUGCUGCCGCUCGUCGACAGCGUGCAGGAGGACGACCCGCCGACACACUUCGAUGGGGCAGACUCAACGGCCGACUACAGAGCAGCCGAGGUAGACAAGAGGCAGACUCCUAUCGGCGAGAACGACGGUCGUCGUACAUCACUGGCAAGGCAGGCAGCGGCGCUGGGUGAGCCCUUCUCCGCUCACCACUUGAGCCGCCCACACUCCUUUCAGUCCUCUGCGAUUGAGGAUCUGCUUGGGCGUUGGAUCCUCGACCCCGCCGCUCUGCCCACUACAUCGCACAAGCAAUUGGCAGUAGAUAGCCUUUCCCCACUGGCUCGCACGUCUCCGCCUUCGUCCACUGAAGACCGGCUUGGCCCAGCGCUGUGCGCCUUGAAGUAUCACGACAACGUCAUGGCAGAGCAAGGCCGCAACAUCAACCGCCUCCACCAACUCGCGAUGAACCAAGGGAGAACGAUCGACACGCAAGGUUGCGUGAUCGAGCGCCUGGAAGAGCGUGUCAGCGUCAUCGUCAACAACGACCUCGUCGAGCUGUCGCGCCGGAUUCAGCAAGGCCACGGUCGUUCAGAAAGGGCAGAGGAGUUGUUGCGCAACAAUAUCGAGCGUCACGACGCCCAGCUCGAGGAAGAGGCGUCGUUGCGCAAGGACAUCAAUCGGCACACCGACCAAUCAACGGUCUUGAACGUCUACACGGUAUUCACGUGGAGCUUCUUCGCCGCGAUCUCACAUGGGCCAUGA